Messenger RNA from Xenia sp. Carnegie-2017, 2123 nucleotides. RefSeq names its product methylcrotonoyl-CoA carboxylase beta chain, mitochondrial-like. The transcript is spliced from 16 exons. Gene Ontology annotation, molecular function: methylcrotonoyl-CoA carboxylase activity. The record is from RefSeq and is a predicted model, not a curated record. Gene Ontology annotation, biological process: L-leucine catabolic process. Lineage: Eukaryota; Metazoa; Cnidaria; Anthozoa; Malacalcyonacea; Xeniidae. Gene Ontology annotation, cellular component: methylcrotonoyl-CoA carboxylase complex; mitochondrion.
CUACAGUGGUAUAUUUCUUUGUUUUCUGCUACACUGCAAAUUAUGCAAUGAUCUACACAUCAGCACAUGGUGUCUGUUCUGAAAAAUUUAAAUUAUAUUUAGGAAAAAUAGACGAAAAAUGAAAGCGUUAUUGCAAUUAAAAUGUGUUGAGAAGUUAUUGAUUUCAUCAAGGUGUUUUUAUAAUGUUUCAAACGCGAAUGUUAUCAAGUCAAAAAUCAACAAAACAAGCAAAGAGUUCCAGGGAAACAAAACAAGCAUGGAAAAAUUGGUUAAAGAUUUGAGGGAGCUAACACGACAGAUAAAACUGGGUGGUCCAGAAAAGGCACGAAAAAGACACACUGAAAGAGGAAAACUAUUGCCUCGUGACCGUGUAACAAAUUUGUUGGAUAUUGGAUCUCCAUUUCUUGAACUCUCUCAACUGGCAGCAUACAAGCUCUAUGGUGAUGAUGAAGUACCAGCUGCUGGUAUUAUUGCUGGUGUUGGACGUGUGUCUGGAAUUGAAUGUAUGAUUGUAGCAAAUGAUGCUACUGUUAAAGGUGGAACUUAUUAUCCAAUGACUGUCAAGAAACAUAUUCGAGCUCAAGAAAUAGCUAAGCAAAAUAAUCUUCCUUGUAUAUAUCUUGUUGAUUCUGGUGGUGCCUACUUGCCUUUACAACAUGAAGUAUUUCCUGAUAAAUAUCAUUUCGGGAGAAUAUUUUAUAAUCAAGCAAGAAUGUCUGCAAUGGGAAUACCACAGAUAGCAGUUGUAAUGGGCUCUUGUACAGCUGGUGGAGCUUAUGUACCUGCCAUGGCUGAUGAAAGCAUCAUUGUGAAAAACCAAGGAACAAUAUUUCUUGGUGGACCUCCUUUGGUGCAAGCUGCAACAGGAGAAGUAAUUUCAUCAGAAGAACUUGGUGGAGCUGAUCUUCAUUGCAGGUGUACAGAUCACUAUGCUAUUGACGACACGCAUGCGUUGCACAUCGCAAGACAAGUAAUCCGUAAUUUAAAUCGGUCAAAGAAAUUGACGACAACUGUUGAAGAAACUGAAGAUCCCGUGUAUCCAGCUGAUGAUCUUUAUGGUAUUGUUGGUGAUAAUCUGAAGAAAUCCUUUGACAUAAGACAGGUUAUAGCUCGAAUUGUGGACGGAAGCAGAUUUGAUGAGUUUAAAGAAAUGUACGGAAAAACUUUAGUCACUGGUUUUGCUAGAAUACAUGGCUAUCCUGUGGGUGUCUUGGCUAAUAAUGGCGUCUUAUUCUCCGAGUCUGCGUUAAAAGGAACACAUUUUAUUGAGUUGUGUUGUCAACGCAAGAUUCCUCUUGUUUUCUUACAGAAUAUUACAGGUUUUAUGGUUGGAAGAGAGUUUGAAGCCGGAGGAAUUGCUAAAAACGGUGCUAAGAUGGUGACGGCCGUUGCUUGUGCAAAAGUUCCUAAGUUUACUGUCAUUAUUGGAGGAAGUUUUGGUGCGGGAAACUAUGGCAUGUGUGGAAGAGCUUACAGUCCCCGUUUUUUGUACAUGUGGCCAAAUGCUCGGAUCUCUGUGAUGGGAGGUGAACAGGCCGCAACAGUCUUGGCAACUAUAACAAAAGAUCAACGAGAGAGGGAAGGGAAAGAGUUUACUGCUGAAGAAGAAGCCGCUUUAAAAGAACCUAUUUUGAAAAGGUUUGAAAAAGAAGGACACCCUUAUUUUGCUAGCGCCAGGUAUUAACAUGAGUAAUGUAUUAUGGAUGAUGGUGUUAUAGAUCCUGCUGACACAAGAACUAUUCUUGGUCUUAGUAUUAGUGCUUCUCUGAACGCUCCCAUAGAAAAUACAUCAUUUGGAGUGUUUAGAAUGUGAGCAGUCGAUGUAAAAUUAUGUUUUUCUCCAAACGAAGUAAUCUUCAUUCACUUCACAAAUCGUCAUGCCAAGCAAGAACGAAAAGUAGCAUAACAAAUAAUUCUGCUCUCUGCAAAAAGCAAUGAAAUGAUUUGUUCAAAUAUUUUGUUGCGGCAUCUUCGACACCCCUCUGAUAUAUUUUUGAAUUAAUUCUAAGAAUUCUUUUUAUUUCGAGGACUUAAUAUAUUAAAAUUUAUCUAGUAAUUAUCAAUUGACAAAGAGCAAUAUAAUCAUUAUAAUGGUGUACCAUACAUCGCUGAUACUCGUACAA